CUGUCGGAAUGAGGGGGAGGAGAUUGAAUGGGAUCUAGUAAUAUCUGUCAGAGAGAGUCACUUCUUUUCUUCUUACCGGCCGGCUUCCCCACGUCUCAUCUGUCUCCCACAUUUAAUCAUGAAGAUCUGGACCUCAGAAUACAUAUUUAACCAUCCUUGGGAAAUGGUAACUAAGGCUGCUAUGCAGAAGUAUCCCAAUCCAAUGAACCCCAGCGUGGUCGGAGUGGAUGUCCUGGACAGAAACAUCGACCAACAGGGACGCCUCCACAGUAAAAGACUGCUCAGCACAGAGUGGGGUCUGCCAUCCAUAGUGAAAUCUCUCAUUGGAAACACACGAACACACACGUAUAUUCAAGAGCACUCAGUUGUGGAUCCCAAGGAGAAAACCUUUGAGCUAAAAUCUACAAAUAUCACUUUCACAAACAUGGUGUCCGUGGAUGAGAAGUUAACAUACAAACCUCACCCUGAGCAUCCAGAGAAGACAAUACUGACUCAAGAAGCCAUCAUCUAUGUGAAAGGCGUCAGUCUCAGCAGUUACCUGGAAGGUGUUAUGGCCAACACCAUCUCCACUAAUGCUGGAAAGGGCAGAGAAGCCAUGGAGUGGGUAAUCAGACGGCUGAAUACAGAAAUUGAGGAGCUGGCAGCCACAGCACGCGGGACCAUGUGCACUCCGAUCGCUGCGGCAGCCACUGAGAAAUGACACCUACCUCUUUUUGUCAACAGACUCUUAGAUGUACUCAUCGGUGCAAGCAGCCUCCCUUUAUGGUGCUGCUGAGGUGCUCUAGUUGUCCUAUAUUAUUUAAGGGUGCGGAUGUGUGCGUUACUGUCUACAUUAGAUGGACUGCAGCAUAAAGGAGUUCUGAUGAAUGCUUUCAGGCCAGCACUACGAGGAUGAGAGACUCGGGCUAAAGACUGGGCAGCACCCUCAGAGACAAGUUUAAACACCACCUACCACUCGUGUCUUUGGAAUGAAAGGAGUACAACGAGGGCACUGGUUGAACCAGAAACAAGAACAAGUGCCAAAGCAGAUACAGUUUUUUGCACACACCUUUGCCAGAUGGGCUUUUUUCUUUUUCUUCAAAAUCUUGCUAUAGACUCCAGAAUGUCAGCGAGUUUCCGUCUGGUGAACGGGAGUGUAAAGAGCUAGGAUGUUAGAAAUCGGCUCGUCAAGAUGAGGUUCAAAUGCAAAUCACAUCAAACCUAAAUAUAAGACGUUUGGAUUAAAUUCCUACAAUAUCUUCAUGAACAUGAGAAUUAAAAAAAAUACAAAGUUUCACAGUUAUCUCUAUUUGCUUUUAAGAGAACCAGCUCAGUUAUUUCUUGUGGGACCGAAUAAAAACUAAAUGUUCAGCAGGUGACAAAUGAAAACCUGACUCUGAAAUGUAUUCUUGUGUUUUUGUUAAGGUAUUGUUGUCGAUGAAGGGAUCAAUUUUUCUUUGCCUUAUUUAUAUUUAAUGGGAAGACUUUCUCAAAUGCUUUUAGUUGCAUGUUGAACAAGAGCAGUUUUUCCAUCUAGACAGUUUAUUUUGAGGAUUAACACAUGUUGCAGAAGCUGUACUCCAUAUAAAUGGUGGAAUGGUUAUAUUGUUCACUUGAUAAUGUCUUCUACCAUAAAGUAGCUGUACAACUUUUUUAAAUGUAUGGUUUUUUUAAACUGUAAUAUAAGUAUUUAUUUAGGAAAACAGUUUAAAAAGUGUUUUUUGUCAGAUUCUAUCUAUAAAAAAAAGGUUGUAAUCCAUGUAGGUUUGAUUGAGCGCAUGUGGAAAAAGCCUCCCCGAGUGAAUGCAUAAUGUUGCAAUGCAAUAAAACUGAAAUAUUGAUAAAUCUACAUGAAAA
This is a messenger RNA of Austrofundulus limnaeus, 1836 nucleotides long. RefSeq names its product PRELI domain containing 3 (gene prelid3b). Gene Ontology annotation, cellular component: mitochondrial intermembrane space. The transcript is spliced from 6 exons. Lineage: Eukaryota; Metazoa; Chordata; Actinopteri; Cyprinodontiformes; Rivulidae. Bases 119 to 700 code for a protein of 193 amino acids. The record is from RefSeq and is a predicted model, not a curated record.